This is a messenger RNA of Candidula unifasciata, 1641 nucleotides long. NCBI's taxonomy places the organism in Eukaryota, Metazoa, Mollusca, Gastropoda, Stylommatophora, Geomitridae. The record is from the annotation of a GenBank genome assembly.
AUGGAUGGAUCAGCAGUUGUAUCAGGGGCUGCAAAAGCAGCUUCAUACAACAUGCUACUGCAGCUUGGAUUGCGACUGACAACAUUUGUCCUGAAUGCUUUCAUCCUGCGCUAUGUUUCACAAGAUGUUCUCGGCAUUGUUAACGUGAGACUGACUCUGCUGUAUUCAACAACCCUGUUUCUAACCAAAGAAGCCUUUGAUCGGGCAUGUCUCAGUAAAUCUACCACAAGUGACUGGAAACAAGUCAUCAACCUGCUCUGGUGCACAUUCCCUUUGGCCAUUUUAUUUAGUGGUUGUUUAGGAAUGGUAUGGCUGUAUGUACUGGAGAAUCCAUCCACCACUACAUCUGUAUCGGGUUACACAUUUGGUGUUGUCUGUUUCGCACUGUCUACCAUCAUUGAAGUCCUAGCAGAACCUCUGUUUGUGGUAGGACAAGCUUUUCUGUUUGUUCGUCUCAAGGUUGUGCUGCUUGGUAUAUCGCAGGGGAUUAAAUGUAUCAUCACAGUGAUUCUGGUGUUGAAGCAGCCGCAGUGGGGCAUCGUCAACUUCUCCAUAGCUCAGGUUGUAUCCAGUGUGACUUAUGCAGCCAUGUACCAUAUCUACUUUGCUCAUUAUAUUUCUUCCAACAAGAAGAAGGCAGAAGAUUUUCCCCUGAAGUCUGUGGCAGACAUGUAUCCUUGUAUACUGACUGAUAAGCCAUUUAUUGAUGUUCACUUGGCCAGUUUGACUUGGAGUUUUUUCAAGCAGUCAUUCCUCAAGCAAAUUUUAACCGAAGGAGAAAAGUUUGUGAUGACAUUCUUUGAUGUUCUCAGUUAUGGAGAUCAAGGUGUCUAUGAUGUUGUUUCCAACUUGGGCUCCCUGGCUGCUCGGUUCAUUUUCCUGCCUAUAGAGGAGAACAGUUACUUGCUGUUUUCCAAGUUGAUGCAGCGAGGUGUGUCUGCAGACAAGCAGAGUCAGGAAUCUCUAAGGUUGUCUGUCCGGGUUUUAGGAGUAGUGUUGAAAAUAGUGACUAUAAUAGGUUCUAUAAUCCUGAUAUUUGGCUUCUCAAAUUCCUACCUGGCACUUCAUAUAUAUGGAGGAGACGUGUUAUCUUCAGGGGCAGGACCAACCCUGCUGCGCUGGCAUUGUUUGUAUGUACUGAUUAUUGCCAUCAAUGGCACAACAGAAGCAUUUGUGUUUGCAGCGAUGAGUAAAGCUGACGUUGACAGGUACAACAAAAAGAUGGUUCUGUUUUCUGGCCUGUUUCUGUUGUCAUCCUGGCUACUGACCAGGAUGUUAGGAAGUGUUGGAUUUAUACUGGCAAACUGUUUCAACAUGCUGGCUCGAAUAGCUCAUAGUAUUUAUUUCAUUCAGGGUUACUUGUUUGGUACUGGGUACAGUCCUUUAAAUGAGAUAGUGCCUUCGAUGCCAGUGAUUGUCUCCCUGCUGGUUUCACUCAUUGUUACCUCUACAUCUGAGCAUCUGUUUUGCAGAGAGCAGUCUGUGAUAAACAAGUUGGUUCACAUUCUGAUCACUGGUGUGUGCCUUCUAGUGGUCCUACUCAUUGUUCUCCUCACAGAGAAGAAUUUGAUAGCCCUGGUCAAAGAGCAGAUGUCAAAGGUCAGAGGUCAAAAGCCAAAAAUUCAAGAGAAAGAAAGAUAG